Conger conger (European conger) is the source of this 4457-nucleotide messenger RNA. Its product is annotated as GMP synthase [glutamine-hydrolyzing]-like. The transcript has 17 exons. NCBI's taxonomy places the organism in Eukaryota, Metazoa, Chordata, Actinopteri, Anguilliformes, Congridae. Gene Ontology annotation, molecular function: GMP synthase activity; GMP synthase (glutamine-hydrolyzing) activity; ATP binding. Gene Ontology annotation, biological process: GMP biosynthetic process. The record is from RefSeq and is a predicted model, not a curated record. Gene Ontology annotation, cellular component: cytosol. Bases 177 to 2258 code for a protein of 693 amino acids.
UAUUGACAGGAAACAUAGUAACGGAUCUUUCGUGUAGCUAAUAUAUAACUUCAAGAACGCAGAGCACGCCUUCCUGGAUAGGUGGUCGGUCCGAGAAACCCCACACACCACCGGUACUUGCCGGGGGAAACCAGAAGACAGAUUACAGUUCAGCGCGGCAGCACCAGCGUUCACACAUGGCACUGAGCAACGGACACACCAAGCAGCCGGAGCCGGGCGGGGCGGCGGAGAACGGCUUGUCGCCGCGGGAGAGCACGGUGGUCAUCCUCGACGCCGGCGCCCAGUACGGGAAGGUGAUCGACCGCCGCGUGCGCGAGCUGUUCGUGCGGUCGGAGGUCCUCCCCCUGGACACGCCCGCGUUCGCCAUCCAGGAGCAGGGCUUCAGGGCCAUCAUCAUCUCGGGGGGGCCGUGCUCUGUGUACGCAGAAGAUGCCCCGUCUUUCGACCCCGCCAUUUUCACCAUGGGCAAACCCAUUUUGGGAAUCUGCUACGGGAUGCAGAUGAUGAAUAAAGUUUUCGGAGGAACUGUUCACAAGAAGAGCGUGAGAGAAGACGGGGUGUUCAAAAUCGAACUGGACACUUCCUGUUCCCUGUUUCGGGGUCUGCAGAAGGAGGAGCUUGUCCUGCUGACUCACGGUGACAGUGUGGACAAGAUGGCUGACGGGUUCAAGGCGGUGGCCCAAUCCGGGAGCAUCAUCGCAGGGAUCGCUAAUGAGCAGAAGAAGCUGUACGGGACGCAGUUCCAUCCGGAGGUGGACCUGACGGAGCGGGGCACGGACAUGCUGAGGAACUUCCUGUUCGACGUGGCGGGCUGCCCCAGCGACUUCACCAUGCUGAGCCGCCAGGAGCUCUGCAUCCGCGAAAUCCGGGAAAAGGUGGACAAGUCCAAAGUGCUGGUGCUGCUGAGUGGUGGGGUGGACUCCACUGUGUGCACCGCCCUGUUGAACAAGGCGCUCAGUGAGGAGCAGGUCAUGGCCGUUCACAUCGAUAACGGCUUCAUGAGGAAGGGCGAGAGUCAGAGUGUGGAGGAGGCGCUGACCAAGCUGGGCAUCAAACUGCAGGUGGUGAAGGCGGCGCACACCUUCUACAACGGCACGACCACGCUGCCCAUCUCGGAGGAGGACACCACGCCCAGGAAACGCAUCAGCAAGACGCUCAACACCACCACCAACCCCGAGGAGAAGAGGAAGAUCAUCGGGGACACCUUCGUCAAGGUGGCGAAUGAGGUGAUUGAGGAGAUGGAUCUGAAGCCGGAGGAGGUGUACCUGGCGCAGGGCACUCUGAGACCCGACCUGAUCGAGAGCGCCUCCCACAUCGCCAGCGGCAACGCCCAGGUCAUAAAGACGCACCACAACGACACCGAGCUGGUGCGCAGUCUGCGGGACCAGGGGAGAGUAAUCGAGCCGCUGAGAGACUUCCAUAAGGAUGAGGUGCGUGCCCUGGGCCGGGAGCUGGGUCUGCCGGAGGAGAUCGUCAAUCGACACCCCUUCCCUGGUCCCGGCCUGGCCAUCCGGGUGCUCUGCACGGACCAGCCCUACAUCUGCAAGGACUUCGCCGAGACCAACAACACGCUGAAGAUCAUCGCCGACUUCGCCUGCAGCGUCAGAAAACCCCACGCCCUGCUGCAGAGGGUGAAGUCCUGCCUGUCGGAGGAAGAGGAGGAGACUCUUCUUCAGAUCACCAGCCUGCACUCUCUCUCCGCCUUCCUGCUGCCAAUCAAAACCGUGGGCGUGCAGGGCGACUGCCGCUCCUACAGCUACGUGUGCGGGCUGUCCAGUCAGGAGGGCCCGCGCUGGGAGUCCCUCCUCUUCCUCGCCGGGCUCAUCCCCCGCAUGUGCCACUCCGUCAACAGGGUGGUGUACGUGUUCGGUCCGCAGGUGAAGGAGCCGCCCGCGGACAUCACGCCCACCUUCCUGACCACGGGGGUCUUGAGCACGCUCAGGCAGGCUGACUUCGUGGCCAACUCUGUCCUGAGAGAGUCGGGGCACUCUGGGAAGGUGAGUCAGAUGCCGGUCAUCCUGACCCCGCUGCACUUCGACCGCGACCCCUUGCUGAAGCAGCCCUCCUGUCAGCGGUCCGUGGUCCUCCGCACCUUCAUCACCAGCGACUUCAUGACCGGCGUUCCAGCUACGCCUGGCAACCACAUCCCGGAGGAGGUGGUGAUGAAGAUGGUGGCGGAGAUCCGGAAGGUACCGGGGAUCUCUCGCGUGAUGUACGACCUGACGUCCAAACCGCCGGGGACCACAGAGUGGGAGUAAGGGGCCGGGGGGAGGUCGGGCGUGGGGUUUGGGAGAGGCAGUCUUAAACGCUCUCUUUCCCCCCUUCGCCCCUCUCACACCCCCCUCCCCCCCCUUCCCUUUACUGCCCCUGAAGAUGUCAUUCCUAAUAUCCACAGGUGGUACUGCGACUCACCUCUGACCUCCAGCUGCUAACUUCAGCCGCCAUUUUAUUGCGGGCGGCCAUUUUGAUAUAUAUACUUAUUUUUGCCUUUUUGGUGGCCGUACGCUCAAGACGAUUGGCCACUGCUGCACUCACUGUGAGGUCGGAGGUCAUAGUUCAUAGUUGAUGUCAGGGGUGCAGAGCAUCCACGUGCACACAAACCAGUACCACAAAAACAGAGCUUUUUCUCCAAAUAACCGAAACCGCUCAGACAUAGCGCCGUUUUCUAUCUUGUACUCAACAGCCUGCCUGGUUUCCACCAUAUCUCUCAUGGAGCUUGUAGGACCAGACAUACCUGGCUCUCACCUUGUCUGGAAACCGAUUCCAUGCCGACAAUAGCUACAAUUUCAGACGGUGAAUUGACAGAUCUGAGUAAAGCGGGCUUUUAAAAUAAUUUCUCUUUGCAUUAUUGUUUUUUGCCAAAUUUUCACGCUCAUGCUGUCUCUUGGUGUGUAAUUUUGGGGGAAAGUCGAUGUCACAACCCCAUUCGUGUCGUAGAAGGUGCUGAUUGAAGUUGUGGGAAAGGUCUUGGGCUCUGGAUGUCCCAGAAGCACGGUGUACCCAGGAUUGAGAGAGCUGGCUUGAAAGGGGCUAUGGUUCAGUGUGGGUGGGGGUUUGAGUUUUUUGGGGGGUUUGGAGCGUUCCUUUGUGGGAGCUCUAGGUCUGUGUUAUACCCCCCCCCUCCAUAACACAGUGCAGCCUCUGUGGUGUGUCUCUCCGAUUGUCUUCACUGCAAAAUAAGUCUGUUGCAACAAGUAUUUUGGUCUUAUUUAGACUUAAAAUUGUUUCUAUUACUUUUUUUUUCUAGGAAAGAAAAAAAUAUUGCCAAUGAGGUGAGAGUUUUACUCAUUUCCAGAUUCGCCAAAGGGGUUAAAAAAAAAAUGUCACGUUUUGUCAAGCAAAUCGUAACUUAAAGCAAACAACUAUUUUCUACUUGAGAGGACAAGAUAAGAUUUUCAGUCUCGUUGUAAGGCUUAAAACACUAGUUAAGACGGACUUAUUUUUUCCGGUGUUUAAAAGGUCUUUCUAUAGUUUUUUCCACUUUCUAUGCGCUCACACAAUAUUAUCGCUAUUCAACAUUCUAACCAAAGACUUAACAAAAAGUUUUUUUUUAUUUUUAAUUUUCCAUAUCAGCGGUGAUAUUUUUCACACGCGGAGGUGGUGUGGACAUUAAGGACUAACGAACAGUGCCGCAAAGGCAUUUAAAAUUAAUUUCUGUGUUUAAGAUCGAACCGCGGCAUUUGAACGAUCCUGCGGUUAGACCGAGGACGUGGUAAAAUUGCUCAAAUAAAAUAAUGCUGUAGCCAGUCUCAGUGCGAAUGCUGAAGUCUGGUUCUUGCUGUACUCUCGACUGUUGCAAGCUUUUGCGCCUAGAUUUGUGACUGGAUUUCCUCAUGACCAGGUGAAGCUCAGUUGGACUGCUCUCAUGCACUGGUGCUGUACAACUCAUUCACUUGAUAACACUUAAUUUGAUGGCUCCUACAUAAGCUAUGUAACUACUUCAUAAGCACUACAGGGCACAUUCAUAAGCACUAUGUAAGCAUUAAUCUGCGCUUAUGUCGAUUAACCGCUUUUGUCAGUUCUUGCCGUAAGUGCAUAUGAAAGCUUUAUGUAGUGCUUAUGUGCUAUGCAGUGCUUAUGAAGGGGUUAUAUAGGAGCCUUCAAGUAAAGUCUUACACUGUUUAUUUUUUAUUUUUUAUUGUGUCUGUGCUUCUUCAUACUGUCGAACAUUAAACGAUGUCUGAGUCUUAAUAGUAUAAUGUGUUCUGUAAUAUUUCUCCCUCUGUAAACUCACGACUUUCUCCUGUAACCGGGGCCAUCGUCUCGAUUAGCGACUUUUUUGGGAGAUUGGUUCCAUUGCCCUGUUAAGUUUUUAUUUUAAUUAAUCCAAUGAAAUCUUUUGGUUUCAUAUAGAUUCCCCCCCCUCUGUAAUGUGCCUCAGUCUUAAUGCAUGCUUUUUCAAAUUGGAGAUUUGUAUAAUGGUGAAUGGUUUGUAAUAAAAGCUGAAUGAAAAGUAA